Scaptodrosophila lebanonensis is the source of this 1699-nucleotide messenger RNA. It is a transcript of the gene Prim2, whose product is annotated as DNA primase large subunit. NCBI's taxonomy places the organism in Eukaryota, Metazoa, Arthropoda, Insecta, Diptera, Drosophilidae. Gene Ontology annotation, biological process: DNA replication, synthesis of primer. The record is from RefSeq and is a predicted model, not a curated record. The coding region runs from base 37 to 1644 and encodes 535 amino acids. The transcript has a single exon. Gene Ontology annotation, cellular component: alpha DNA polymerase:primase complex.
UUUGCGCGCUUUUUUGAGAGUUUGGUUUUGUUUGUCAUGGAUUUUCAUCUGAAGAAACGCCAACGUUCAGAUAUUAAGCUCGAGGUGGUGAGCUUGGAAACCAAAUACCCGCACAAUGUCAUGCUAUAUAAAUAUCCGCCAACGGACGACAUUCACAUCGAGGAAUUCGAAGAGCUCGCCUUGGAGCGCUUGCGUCUGUUACGUGUCUUCGAUCGUGCUGCAACAAAGGCUUUACGCAUGCUCUCCGAUGACUGGAAGGCAUAUGUUAAUGCAGAGUUAACCCGCGAGGGUCUACGCAAUUAUCUCCGCCUGUGCACAGGAGGUGAUAGCAAACACGAGUCGGAUAUUCAGACACGCCGGCGCGACUAUAUAUCGCACUUUAUUUUGCGUCUUGCUUACUGCAGGUCGGAGGAUUUAAGUCGGUGGUUCAUUGCGCGUGAAAUGGAUUAUUUCAAGUACAAAUUUUCUGCGCUAAGUGGACCGGAGAUUAAGCAAUUUCUGGAUGUGGUCAAUUUCUCCUUUCAGCCGCUGACGGAAGCGCAAAAAGAUCAAGUGAAAGAUGGCCUUUAUGAGAGUACUGCUGGUCAGAGUGUGGCCAAGAUUGAGCUACUGGAUUUCUAUAAGGUGCCGUUUACCCAAGUUCUGGACUUGGUGCGCAGUCGUCGUUGCUAUUUAAAAGCAGGAUUUGCCUAUGUUAAUACUCAUGAUUUAGUGUCGCUUGUGGGCACCAAGCAUAUGGAUGAAAUCGAGCAAGGAUUGGCUGCAGCCAAGGUUUUCAUAGACGACAUCGAGAGUGACGAGCGUAUUUCUCGUAUGCUGAAGGCUUUGCACAAUUCUUAUGUGGGAAAGGACUAUACGGUAUGCAAGGAUGCGGCAGUUCCAAUUGAAUCUCUGGACCAGCUCUCAAAGACAUCUUACCCACUGUGUAUGCGUAUGUGCCACGAGCAUUUACGAGCCAAUCAUCACAUAAAACAUGGCGGUCGUAUGCAAUAUGGUCUCUUUCUCAAAGGCAUCGGCGUGACUCUCGAAGAUUCCUUACGUUUUUGGCGUGAGGAGUUUACAAAGAAAAUGGAUGCAGAUAAAUUUGCGCGCAGUUAUGAGUACAACAUUAACCAUAACUAUGGCAAGAAGGGCUCGAUGGUGAACUAUACACCAUAUUCCUGUCUUAAAAUUAUCAAGGAAAUGGCAGCGCCUGGCGAUUGUCACGGCUGUCCCUACAAAGCGAUGGAUCCGGUCUCCCUGAAAACGAAAAUGUCAUCUUAUGGACUGUCGCCUAGCGCCAUUGAUGAGGUCAUGCGCUAUGCGACGAGUGGGCAUUACCAAUUGGCCUGUAGCAAAUAUUUCAUGAUCACACAUAAUUCCACAACCGAGCCGACUAUUAAUCAUCCCAAUGGAUACUUUGAAGAGAGUCAAAUUGUGAUGGGCAAUCGACAGAAACGCGUGACGGGAUCUCAGCCUCAGCAACACCAGCCAAAUAAGCUCAGAAGUGCCAUUAAGGGUGGCGCAGAUCGAUCCAUGAUGAUGGGCAAUGAUGAUGAUGAAUUGUGGAGAAUUGCCGAGACGCAGGAGAGGACACUACAGAGUCAGCAGGAACUGUCUCAGGCAUUUGAUGAUGACCUGGACUUAACGGAAAUUCAAUAUUAGGCAGUAGACUUUAAUGUAAUUUUAAUCAUUGAUAAUAUACAUAUAUAUACAAAGA